This is a messenger RNA of Acanthosepion pharaonis, 771 nucleotides long. NCBI's taxonomy places the organism in Eukaryota, Metazoa, Mollusca, Cephalopoda, Sepiida, Sepiidae. The record is from the annotation of a GenBank genome assembly.
AUGUCCAUAUUGUAUCUAUCUAUCUAUCUAUCUAUCUAUCUAUCUAUCUAUCUAUCUAUCUAUCUCAGCCUGUUCAUAUCUAUCCAUCUCGAUCUGUUCCUUAUCUAUUUAUCUGUCUUUUCAUUAUCUAUUUAUCUAUCUCAAAUAAAAAAAGAAAAUGUGAACGUUUGCUUUGCUGAUAUCUGUUUCACUGCCGAUAACCUUUCACCUCCAUCACAACACACUGAGGAAACGGGAAAAUCUGUUUAUCACUCUCUGACUGUUCCUAUCUAUCUAUCUAUCUAUCUAUCUAUCUAUCUAUCUAUCUAUCUAUCUAUCUAUCACAGACUAUUCAUAUCUAUCUAUCUCAGACUAUUCUUAUCUAUCUAUCUAUCUAUCUAUCUAUCUAUCUAUCUAUCUAUCUAUCUAUCUCAGACUAUUCAUAUCUAUCUAUCUAUCUAUCUAUCUAUCUAUGUAUCUAUCUAUCUCAGACUAUUUAUAUCUAUCUAUCUAUCUAAGUAUCUAUCUAUCUCAGACUAUUUAUAUCUAUCUCAGACUAUUCAUAUCUAUCUAUCUAUCUAUCUAUCUAGUUCAGACUAUUCAUAUCUAUCUAUCUAUCUAUCUAUCUAUCUAUCUAUCUAUCUAUCUAGUUCAGACUAUUCAUAUCUAUCUAUCUAUCUAUCUAUCUAUCUAUCUAUCUAUCUAUCUCAGAUUAUUCAUAUCUAUCUAUUUAUCUAUCUAUCUCAGAUUAUUCAUAUCUAUCUAUCUAUCUAUCUAUCUAUCUAUCUGUAG